AUGGAACACCCAACCGGUGAGCAGGAUGAGCUCAACCUCGACCUCACCCUCUGCACCCCGGCCGCACCGCAGCCCGACGAGGGCUUCUUCCUCUGCGUGUACUGUGACCGUAAGUUCCGCAGCUCGCAGGCGCUCGGCGGCCACCAGAACGCGCACAAGCACGAGCGCAGCAUCGCCAAGCGCCAGCGGCUGAUCGCCGCCGCAACGCGCUCGCUCGCUGCCGGUGCGCCUGCUGCAGCGCAGGAAGAGGGCCAGACGGGGCAUGGAGGUUUCCUGCCUGCUGAUGGGAAGGCGAGGAGGACGGAGCCGCAGAAGCCUGCCGCUGUUGGAAAGGCGUGCGAGCUUGGCAGGACCUCGUCGGAGUACGGUGCCAUCGAGCGCGCCGACGACGUGGACUUGACUCUCAGGCUAUGAUAGA
Messenger RNA from Hordeum vulgare subsp. vulgare (domesticated barley), 418 nucleotides. RefSeq names its product zinc finger protein 36-like. Gene Ontology annotation, molecular function: DNA-binding transcription factor activity. The record is from RefSeq and is a predicted model, not a curated record. Bases 1 to 414 code for a protein of 137 amino acids. NCBI's taxonomy places the organism in Eukaryota, Viridiplantae, Streptophyta, Magnoliopsida, Poales, Poaceae. The transcript has a single exon.